GAGCGCCGACAGACAAUGUUAACCUAUGUUAACAAGUGAUAAUAACAAUUGAACAUAUUUUGAUUCAAAACUAAAUAAAMAAAUUAAGCAGUUUCCAGCAUCGCUUGUAUACGCCAGUUAUUACAUUUUUCCGCGAAUGUCUUCAUAUUCUUUUCGUGGUGCAGUCAAGAAAUGGAUUCCCCGUGAGGAAGAUCAAACUGAGCCACACACCGCAACUGAUUCCCAACAGCUACAACUUAGUAAGUCUUCACAACAGCUGUACUCAGAUGCCGUCAAUGAUAAAUGGUCUGUAAAACAACUUAUGCGUCUUCUACGCCUCUACGGCGCGCAUAACUGUCUUUGGGACACGCGUCAUCCUGACAACAGGAAUCGUAAAUUUCGUAAGGCAGCGCUUAUUGAUAUUACAGCGGCUAUGGGGGAAGGUASUACUUGUGCGCAGGUUUUGCAAAAGAUCAAUGUCUUGCGUGCCACUUAUAGAUACGAGAAACGGCGCAUCAAGCAGCGCAUACGCAGAGGCAUAGGCGCCAAAACGAAACUCAAGUGGUUCGCAUUAGCCGAUUCCUUUCUGAGGAAUGUGCCUAAGUCCGAGAUGAACAAAAAGAGAGAGGACGCUGAUAGUGACUCAGAUUUGGAGGAUGCUCUGGUGUUUACUAUUGAACCGGAAGUGUUGACUUCACUGUCAGAUGAUGGGAAUUUUCAAAAUGAUGWUUUAUACAUUAAAGAGGAAUUUGACCAGUUAACAAAAAAAUCUUUCUUUGUUCAGGAUAACAUACGUUUCCCCACUGUUAGCUCUCCUGAGAACGUCAGUCCAUUACAGCRUAAAAGUGAACAAAUGUCUACAAGUGUAAAACGGAAAUGGACUACUCAUGAGUCCUUGCAAUUUAUUUUUCUGUUACGCUCCUAUCCUCUGCUUUGGCAGUUGGACAUAAACGACCCCUUGGUAAUAGAGCAACAGGCCACACAACAAGAAAAAGCGCUCGAAGAGAUUUCUCAUACUAUGCAAUUGCCAAAGCAACGCUUGCGCAGACGCUUAGAAACUUUUAUCGCCACCUACCGUCGGGAGAUGGAAGCUAUUAAACUGGAUAGCCAACACAAACCGCGUUUUACUUGGUGGCCCAUGGUACAGGAGUACUUGGAGACGCCUCAGUUGACGAAAAUUAAUAUCAGCGAAAAUAUGGAGGAGGWUAACAAGCAGAAACUGAAUGAAAUGGCCCCAUUAGACUCUUUCGCACUUGAUGGCAAUACUGAUCAACCAAACAACGCCUUAUAUUUGAGUGCACCAUCAUCCCCGACCGUAUCACAAAUUUUUUCACCAGCUUCGCCAGCAAACAAUGAGGAUAGCAUUGGCAACAACGACACUUAUACCGCGGAGCGCCAAAAUUUUAGCAAUCCACCCUUGAAACUCAUUUGGAAUGGUCUCGAAGACGACUUGCUCGAGGGUAAAUGGUCGCUUAAGYACUCAGUGAAGUUUUUACGUCUCUAUGGUGCCCAUCGCUGUCUGUGGGAUCUCAAUGACCCUGACUACCGCUCGCGUGAAAUGCGCGCGGCUGCUAUCGAGGAUAUUGCCGCGGCUAUGGGUUAUGGCCUGGACGCUGAUUAUGUGGCAAAGAAAAUAAAAAUCUUUCGCAUAACAUAUAUGCAGCAUCGGAAGCGCAUGCUUGAGGCCAUUAAGCAGAAUAGAGCGCCGGACGUGCAGCUGCGUUGGUUUCCUCUGGCUGAUAGCUUUUUGCGUCCCCACAUAGGCUUGCGCUCAAUCAAAGAGCAAGAGCGCGAAAUGCCGCAAUUCGAUUUUCAAUAUGUUUAUGCGAAUCUAAAUUUAAUAGACCCCAGUCUGCUGGCGGAUCUCAAGUGAAGCUGGAACUGGGGAAUAAUCGAAAUAAAAACUAUUGUCUUUUAA
This is a messenger RNA of Bactrocera latifrons, 1897 nucleotides long. RefSeq lists its product as uncharacterized. The record is from RefSeq and is a predicted model, not a curated record. The coding region runs from base 137 to 1852 and encodes 571 amino acids. The transcript has 6 exons. Lineage: Eukaryota; Metazoa; Arthropoda; Insecta; Diptera; Tephritidae.